This is a messenger RNA of Caenorhabditis angaria, 879 nucleotides long. The record is from the annotation of a GenBank genome assembly. Lineage: Eukaryota; Metazoa; Nematoda; Chromadorea; Rhabditida; Rhabditidae.
UUGAUUCGAAUCGGUUCGAAUCGGUUCGAACCGAUUCGAGUCGAUUCGAACCGAUUCGAACCGAUUCGAGUCGAUUCGAACCGAUUCGAACCGAUUCGAACCGAUUCGAACCGAUUCGAACCGAUUCGAAAAAAAUUUUUGUUAGCUACCCGCUUGACUCUUGUUAGCUACCCGCUUGAUUCGAUCCGAUUCGAGUCGAUUCGAGUCGAUUCGAGUCGAUUCGAACCGAUUCGAGUCGAUUCGAACCGAUUCGAACCGAUUCGAGUCGAUUCGAACCGAUUCGAACCGAUUCGAACCGAUUCGAACCGAUUCGAACCGAUUCGAAAAAAAUUUUUGUUAGCUACCCGCUUGACUCUUGUUAGCUACCCGCUUGAUUCGAUCCGAUUCGAGUCGAUUCGAGUCGAUUCGAACCGAUUCGAGUCGAUUCGAACCGAUUCGAACCGAUUCGAGUCGAUUCGAACCGAUUCGAACCGAUUCGAACCGAUUCGAACCGAUUCGAACCGAUUCGAAAAAUUUUUGUUAGCUACCCGCUUGACUCUUGUUAGCUACCCGCUUGAUUCGAUCCGAUUCGAGUCGAUUCGAGUCGAUUCGAGUCGAUUCGAGUCGAUUCGAGCCGAUUCGAGCCGAUUCGAGUCGAUUCGAGCCGAUUCGAAUCGAUUCGAAUCGAUUCGAAUCGAUUCGAAUCGAUACGAGGCAUUUUUUUUAAUUUUUUCUGGGUGGUUAUUCGAGUCUGGGUGGUUAUUCGAGUCUAUUCGAGUCGAUUCGAGUCGAUUCGAGUCGAUUCGAGCCGAUUCGAGUCGAUUCGAGCCGAUUCGAGCCGAUUCGAGUCGAUUCGAGCCGAUUCGAAUCGAUUCGAAUCGAUUCGAGGCAUUUUUUUAA